Molecule: messenger RNA, 1307 nt
Organism: Mesocricetus auratus (golden hamster)
Lineage: Eukaryota; Metazoa; Chordata; Mammalia; Rodentia; Cricetidae
Gene: Pym1
Product: PYM homolog 1, exon junction complex associated factor
Exons: 4
Coding region: 203-871 (222 amino acids)
Biological process (GO): exon-exon junction complex disassembly
Cellular component (GO): exon-exon junction complex; cytoplasm
Molecular function (GO): RNA binding
Source: RefSeq, a predicted model, not a curated record
GAGCCGCCCGGCUCGCGGUCGCCAAAAGCUGAUCGGGACACUUGGGCGCGGCUCAUUAGAAUGCUGCCUGGGUCCGCCCAAAGGCCUCCACCCGGUGUCCUCUGACCCGGGAGGAUCCGCGGCCGGGCAGCCGGGCAAGAAGUCACUUCGCCGCGGGAUCUCAGGGGGCAGCACUGGCGAGGGCUGCUCGCCCGACUGGGUCAUGGAAACCGCCGGCACCCCCGAGGCCACGGGGACAGCUACACCUCAGGAUUACUACAACCUGGACCUCAUCUGUGACACUACUUUCCUUUCAGGCAAGUACAUUGCCUCAACACAGAGACCUGACGGGACCUGGCGCAAGCAACGGAGGGUCAAAGAAGGAUACGUGCCCCAAGAGGAGGUCCCAGUCUAUGAAAACAAGUAUGUGAAGUUUUUCAAGAGUAAACCUGAACUUCCUCCAGGGCUGAGCCCUGAGGCCACUACACCCGCCACCCCAUCCAGACCGGAAGGUGGUGAAGCAGGCCUCUCCAAGACAGCCAAACGCAACCUGAAGCGGAAGGAGAAGAGGCGGCAGCAGCAGGAGAAGGAGGCAGAGGCCUUGAGCAGGACUCUUGAUAAGGUGUCUCUGGCAGAUACCGCCCAAACGCCCAGCGCCCUCCAAAGCUCCCAGGCCGCCCCUCUAGCUGCCCCUGAUGCAUCCGACUCUGCUGCCACCACAGAGAAAGCCAAGAAGAUCAAGAGCCUGAGGAAGAAGCUGCGGCAGGUGGAGGAGCUGCAGCAGCGCAUCCAGGCUGGCGAGGUCAGCCAGCCCAGCAGGGAGCAGCUGGAGAAGCUGGCCCGGCGGAAGGCUCUGGAAGAGGAGCUGGAGGACUUGGAGCUGGGCCUGUGAGGCUUCAGGAGCACGGGAGUGGACUGCAGAACAAACCAUGGGGUGCUCUGGGGUCCAGGGAGUGUGGGCGGCAGCAGUCAGGAGGGGCACCCCCUUACUGGCUCACUUCCCCCUGUGGCCCAACUCCGUCCUCCAGAGCCCUAGGCUCUCCUUCAUUCCUUCCCCUUCUCAGCUCCUACUUUUGGACUUCCCCUCCCAUUCCCAGUGUUCAGAUUCUCAGUGACGACCCUAGGUACCUCUGCUGCCGAUCUGGGUGUCUUGUUGAAAAGAAAACCGGGGGGUGGGAGGCUGUUAGAGAUCUGAAGUUGAGGGUACAAGAGUACCCCAAGUCUUAGAGUCUUUGUUCCUGUUCAGUGUUUAUGAGUUACUUCCCUGGCCACCCUAACCUCCUCUUCUUUUUUUUAAAGAAAGUAAGAAUAAAUUCAAGUAGACAACA